This is a messenger RNA of Mollisia scopiformis, 815 nucleotides long. RefSeq lists its product as uncharacterized. The transcript is spliced from 4 exons. Bases 46 to 792 code for a protein of 248 amino acids. The record is from RefSeq and is a predicted model, not a curated record. NCBI's taxonomy places the organism in Eukaryota, Fungi, Ascomycota, Leotiomycetes, Helotiales, Mollisiaceae. Gene Ontology annotation, molecular function: oxidoreductase activity.
CUACAUUUUUAUUUCAUACACAACCCCAUUCAAACAUAUAGUAGGAUGAGUGCCCCAAGAAACGAAACAACAACCCUUAAUUACGCUAAAUGGCUUCCAAUCUACGAGAAAGAAGUCCCGUAUCAGAUCAUCAGCGCAUUUGCGGGAAAUUAUAAGAAAACAAACCUGGAACUUGGGCCAGCUCCAUGCCCCGAAGUCAUCCAUGACAUGUGUGGCAUGGAGUCUAACUUCACCGCCGACAGUCAUGGUUUCCAAGUUUGUCACCAAGAGACGACAAUUCAGAAUUGGACAAAUAGAGAAGUUGUCGAGUCGCAAUACUUUGCAGAGAUGGAAAGUCUAUUGAAAAAAGAACCGGAUGAUGUAGAUGAGGUGUUCUUCUAUGACUGGAGGAGGCCACGGAAGAACAUACCCUUCAAAACUGAGGGCAUUGUAGAAGUUGAUCUCGAGGUCAAUAGCCAAUAUUUGUUGCCUGUCGGAAACGCACAUGUAGACCUGUCAGCCGCGGGUGUCUUUAAGCGUGUCCGUUCUCAUAUGGGCGACAGGGCCGAGUCGCUUCUACAAGGCAGAGUCCGCGCCAUGAAUGUUUGGACGCCUACUUGUAGUUGGCCAGUGAGAGACAGACCGCUGGCGUUGUGUGAUGGGACUUUUGUAAAGGACACCAAUCUUUUGCCUACCGAUCACAUCAAAAAAGGUUACAUCGAGCAGACCAGUAACUUGAUGUACCGCUCUGGCUUUCGUUGGUACUAUUUGAGUGGUCAGAGAAAGGAUGAAUGUCUCAUCUUCAAAAUGUGAGAUCGUCUGGAAGAUGUCAAAGC